Messenger RNA from Bactrocera oleae (olive fruit fly), 3220 nucleotides. NCBI's taxonomy places the organism in Eukaryota, Metazoa, Arthropoda, Insecta, Diptera, Tephritidae. The record is from RefSeq and is a predicted model, not a curated record.
AAUAGAGUUUGUUGUGGAGCUUUCAAUCUUUUAUAUUUUAAAUAAAUACACAAAUACUUAGCUGAUUCGAAUAUUUUCUUCCAUAGAAAAGCUCAUUAUAAGUCACAUAAAUUCUCUUAUAUUGGAAGAUUCGCUCGGUUGAUAUCAGAAUGUAUUUAAAGGUAUUUUAUUUAUUGCACAUUUACAAGUUUUUAGCCUUAUUGAAAUCUUUUGUUUUGCAUCCACGAUUUGUGAAUAACUGAUUUUUUUGAAUAAACCAACAAAAUUUCAAAGUUUUGAAAAAUUCAUUAAAUGUUCGUUUAAUAUAUGAAUUAUUGACAGUAUUCUUUUUUGUUUAUUCAAAAAAACACUGUCGAUGAUUGGAAAACUCGAAAGGUACCCUCGCAACAUGUUGCACAGAGUACAAUAGAGUUGUCAACAUAAUGGCAGCUUGUGACACUUAAAACUGAGCUAAAUAUAUCAAGAUGAUCGGGAUAACGAGACGAAUUGAACUACGAUGUCUGUCUUGUCCACCCGUCCAUUCAUACUAGCGAUAACUCGAAUAAAAAUUGAGAAAUCCCUAUUUAGUACACGUGUUUCUUAGCACUUUGAGGAAUCGGUACAAAAAUGCGCGCCCACUUUUGAGUAAAAUUCCAAAUCUAAGCAACACUUAACAAACUUCAAUCGGUACAUAACAAUCUCUUGACAUCUCUAUAUUGAAAUUGGAUUAAAAAUUGGCACAUUUAGUCCCUUCGAGAUGUGGCACCUUUUGUAUAUGAGGACUUCAGUGCCUAUUUAAGACUUUUUACCGAAAAUAUCUGUGAAACUGACAUCUUCUUCUGAUAAUAAUGUCCAUCCCAAUAUGAUAUAACAUGUGUUCAUUGGCACCUUGAGAUGGUUGGUAUGGAAGAUGGGCGGAAUUAGGUGUUUACCGCGCCCACAAAAUGUCGUAAAACGAAAAGUUAUAAAGUUCCAUUACUAAGCCACUAAUUAAGAUACAAAACUGUAAUUUGGAACAGGGCAUCGAAGUCUGAAGCAGCAUCAGUUGGUUUGAAAAUAUUUAUGUACUUAUGAAUGUACAUAUAUCAAACAAGCUUGCUGAAAGCAAAUAGUUUUAGCUACUUUUCAUACAUCGUGAAAAUAAGCAUAUCCAUAAUAUUUAAUAAUAUAAAGGUUAUAUUAAAAACUGCCAAAUGUUCGAUUACUCUCCAAAUUAAUAUGUCAGAAGCUCUAUAUUUCAUAAGAGAGAGGGAGCUGACUACUAAGAUAUUUUUUGCGUGCUGAAUUUUUUUAAUAUAUCUAUAUAUUUAUUAUAUGUAGGCUUGAGAAGUUUCAACCAUUUUUUGACGAGAGGUGCUGUGGUGGGGUUCUUAAACGGACUAACUUCUGAGGACAUGCAGACUAGUCUUCCGAUGGUUUAGAACCGCACCUCGCGGUGCCUGUUCUGUAAGGAAUUCUCACAUGGCUGUAGACUUAUCAUUCCGAACAAGUUCAUUUCGGAUAAACUGGGUGCUCUCCUGAUUCAAGAAUCGUGGUCAUUUACUGACGGAGUAAUUCACAGUUUGUGCUGUAGUUAGAAAACCUGAACGGUACUUAGAAAGGACAUGGACUUUUUAUUUCUAUCAUAAUUUUUAACGAGAGAUCUGGCGUCGGCCAAUUUCGCUGGAGAAUCGUUCGAGAUGCCACCGAAAGAAGUUAAAAAUCUGGUUGACUACUGUAGUAUGGAAAAUCAAUCCAUAAGUAUAAUGGGAGAGCAAUAAAGGCAAAAUAUAAGGUGAGGUGUCACUAGAAUUUUUCAUGAAUAGCAACCUAGGAAUUAGCAAUGCAAGGUGUCAGCGAACUUUUAUGACUAUUAUAAGAAUGAUUAUAUCUCUCAACGAGGGUUCCGUAGAAAAACUCCACUAUCGGAUCACACAUCAAUUAGCUUUGAGACGGGUGUGGUAUUAAGGCCUGUCCGUCAGAACGUAAUCCAAGAAAUACAGUUUGUGCUAAGUAAAGGAACAUUCUUAACCUAAAUUCCAUAAUAUUAACGCAGUACAGUUGUAAAAACAACUGAUGGGGGAACUCUCGACACUACGGAAAUCAAUACGCUAGGGCUUUUAGAGACAAAACUAUCAAUCAGGCAGCCUGGUAGCACUUUUAUAGCUAGGCUGGAGGGCAGGACAAACACCUUUUAAAAAUAUACUUUCCUAGUGCGGUCUAAACAGAUCAAAAUCACGGUGUGAUGGGCAAUUAGCACUUUUAGGAGCAGACGGUAUUUUUCCAGCUUUACUCCAGGAGAGAGAAAAGCACAUCCUGACUAGUAAAACUAGUGAGAGACCGUCAUUCCAAAUAUGUUGGGAACAGAAAUAGAUAUCUUCAUACCUAAACAAGGUUGGAGGGACUACUCUCUAGAGGAAUCACAGGCCGAUAAGCCUUACUUCUCUCUUACUAAAAAGAAUGAGAAGCUUGUCAACAACAACAUCAGGAUAACUGCCCUAAAACAAAAACCACUGUAUUCAAACCAAAAUGGUCACAGAGCUGAUAACAAACACUGCUUUGUACAGUUUUGUUACGAAAAUCGAGGAUAUUUUUAUAAGCGGUUAUCCGAGUACUGGGAAGGAGGCACGUUAAGGUACCCAUUACAAGAUGGGUGGAUGAAAUUCUUAGAAUGAAAACUAAUAUACCAUAGAAUCAUGCAGCAUCCAACAAGGAAAACAAACAUGCUAAUGUCAAACGGCAUCCGCUUCUUAGGCUAGAUGACAUUUUAAUAGCAAGAAAGAACAUGAAAGCAGCCUUAAUAUUCUUCAUAAUUGUUGCCGUUCAGUAUGGAUCAGCGCAAAAGCAGUACACAAAUAAAUUUGAUAAUGUCGAUGUGGAUGGCGUUUUGUCAAAUAAUCGUAUUCUAACUAACUAUAUUAAAUGUCUUAUGGAUAAAGGUCCUUGCACUCAGGAAGGUCGUGAGUUAAAAAAAUUAUUACCUGAUGCCCUACAGACGGAUUGCUCAAAAUGUACAGAUACCCAGAGGAAAAAUUCACAAAAAGUAAUAAAUUUCCUUCGUGUGAACCGUCCAGGAGAGUGGAAACUGCUACUAGACAAAUACGACUCUAAAGGAAUUUACAGAUCUAAGUAUGAGAAACAAGGUUAAACUUAGUCACAGAGAACGGUUAAACGUUGAAAUAAAACUACAUGUAUUAUAUAUGUAUAUGAGUUAGUCAGAAAAUAAAUAUGUAUGCAAUACACAGUACAAUCCGUACAUAUA